This is a messenger RNA of Trematomus bernacchii (emerald rockcod), 3301 nucleotides long. Its product is annotated as pro-neuregulin-3, membrane-bound isoform. The record is from RefSeq and is a predicted model, not a curated record. Bases 783 to 2891 code for a protein of 702 amino acids. Gene Ontology annotation, biological process: nervous system development; animal organ development; intracellular signal transduction. Gene Ontology annotation, molecular function: chemorepellent activity. The transcript is spliced from 10 exons. NCBI's taxonomy places the organism in Eukaryota, Metazoa, Chordata, Actinopteri, Perciformes, Nototheniidae.
CGGGCGACAGAGAUAGUGGAUAAUCCAAGGAGAGCGUUCGACCGACGCAUAAACCACACAUCUCUUGCUCUCUUUCAGUUACGAAAGAGGGAAUUUGGGAGCUAAGAGACGCUGACUCGGCUAAAGGUGUUGGAUCGGGCUGCAUCGGAAGCAUUUGAAAUCUUUUUUUGGUCCUGCUUGGGAAAGGGAGGCAACAAGACCCACCCUUCAAGUUUUCUGCCCUCAUUAGACAACACUGACCCUCUGUGGAUUGUGCUUAGAGGGGACAUAUAUGCAUGUUAAGUAGAAAUAGCUGUGGAUUUUUUGCUGCAGUGACAUCUGAACACUGAUGCCACAGAUUCCUCACAUGCACAGAUGUAAAUCUGUUCCUUCCCACCCAUCUCUCCCUCCUCUCCCUCCUUCUCCCUGUUAGAAGCAUCACUUAUUCCUCUUCUCCUCUGGCUUACCCUGCUGUGAACGAUAUUGAAGUUCACUGCGACUUCAGUUGGACAUCGGGAGUUGGGCAAGACUAAACAAGGACUAACCGGUCGAUUAUCCGACUACGCCACCUCUCCCAUUUCUCACUGGGUGUCUCUGUAUGUGAGUGUGUGUGUGCUUGUGUUUGUGAUUGCGUGUUUGUAUGUAUCUCCUGCACCCCUCCUCUUCUCUCUAUCUUUGGAUUACAUAUUUGUGUUACUGAGCGUCCAUUUGUUCACCUUUCCUUUUGUCUCUUCUCGUUGUCCCGCAUUGUUGGGAGCCUUUCUGCCAUGUGCUAUGGAUGCUUAUCACAGGGUUAACCCUCAAUGAGCCAGAAAGGACGGCAGGGAAGGAUGAGCGAGUGUUCUGGGGCAGCUGUGUCCGGGGCGGUGAUCCUGGAGGAACCUGAGGGUCCAGGAGCUCCAGGGGGCCGAGGGGAAGGCCCGGCCCAGAAUCAGGGUCCCCUUCGCUGUGCCGUGUGGCCUCGCCAGCAGACAUGGCUGUGUGUGGUCCCUUUGCUUAUUGGUUUUAUUGGCCUUGGAUUGAGCCUGAUGUUGCUGAAAUGGAUUGUUGUCGGUACAGUGCGGGAUUACGUGCCAACAGACCUGGUGGAUGCUAAUCGAAUAGGCCAGGAUCCUAUAUUCCUGUCCAAGCCAAGCGGGAUUCCCAAAAGUCCCGACACUACCACCACCACAACUACUCCUACAGUUGAUGGAGGGAACCCCACACCUAGAACUGUUACUGCCGCCAAAGGUAGAACUCGUUCCACCGCUACUACCACGACCAUAAACCCUAGAGGAGGUGGAGCCUCGGGUAGCCAAGUAACACCAAGGAAUCCUGGAAAUCGACGUGGACCUCCUGUUUUUACUACGACCACCGCGGCGUCACGGACGACCUUCGUAAUUGGAGCAGCGACAUCUAGCCCCUCACCGUCAAAUCCAACCGUUCUGCAUGACUCUACGCAGAUGUGGACCCUGGAGCAUACUACUACGGAGACGGUCUCUACGACACUCACCACGCGCACGCACGGUCACCGCAAAACACCUUCUCCGACCGUCCCUCCGCUGCACUCGGAGCAUUUUAAACCGUGCCAUGAGAAGGACCUGGCGUACUGCCUGAACGGAGGAGAAUGCUUCGUCAUCGAGACGCUCAGCGGGCCGCACAAGCACUGCAAGUGUCGAGAAGGCUACCAGGGAAUCCGCUGUGACCAGUUUCUGCCCAAAACUGACUCCAUCCUGUCAGACCCAAUGGAUCACUUGGGCAUCGAGUUUAUGGAGAGCAAAGAGGUGUACAAGAGACAGGUGCUGUCAAUCACAUCCAUCGCCAUGGCAAUCAGCCUGCUUGGAACGCUGUGCAUGGCGCUGUACUGCCGCAACAAGAGGCGCAGAGAGAAGCUCCAGGCUCACCUGAAGGAGAGUCGCAGUCUGAAGAACUACACCGCUAACUCCCAUAACUCCCAUAAUGCACUGGACGCCAAGCCGAGGGCCCCUAACGCCAACCUGCAGAUGCACGAGUAUUUCAAACGCUCCUCCCAGUCUCGCCAGGGAACCGUUUCUGAGUCCAGCUUUGCACACGGCACCAAUAUCUCCAGCUCCAGAGGCGCGGCCAAACAUCCCAGAAGUGGUUCCCUGUCUCACAGCCCGGAUCAGAGAACCCGGGCCUCCCAUUGGUCGGCUCCACGCAGGACCCCGCCCAUCCCGAGGGGAAGGCUGAAUCCGAUUGGAGGAUCCAAGUAUUCAGGCCCCGCCUACCAACAUCUCCAGGAAGUGGACUCUUCUGAGAGGGAGGCUGAGGCUCAGAGAGGCCCCUUCUUCCCGAGAUGUCAGACGCAGGGCGAUCCUCGAUGUGUCGACCCCAGAAGAGAUGCUUUCCUUCAUAUGCAAACGCCUCCUGUUUCCUUUGAGACAUCCUCGCCAUCUUCUUUGAGCGUGGAGGUGCGUUCAGGUGCAAUCGAUCCUAAUCCUUACACCCGAAGUCUACGUAAACCCGGACGUCGCCAUAGCAACUCCCCGCCUCCUCCGUUUCGCUCCUGCUCCAUCCCCAUCAUCCCCUCCGUCCAGUAUCACCACGACAACGAGGCGUCUUGUAUGCAAACCAGCGUCUCCUCGGCAACCAGGGCCAUGUCUUCAGGAGGAGGAAAGGAAGCAAGGAGAGAGAAAACGGCAGCACAUGUUGUCGCGUUGUCUUCUACUUCCUGCUCCUCUGCAAUUGGUCAGCAGCGGGAUGAGGUGGCGCUGCUAUUGGAGGAGGCUCAGGAGCAGCUCAGGAAGUUGGCGUUGGCAAACAGGAAGCAGGAAGUGGAGGCGAGAGAAACUGUUUGCUUCCUGAACCUUAAUGGAGGAAGUGUCGGGGCGUUGAGCUGCAACGGACCAACGCAAACACAGCUGCUCACCCCCAGCCUAUCACACAGAGACCUGGGCCAAAUCAGCCAAUGAGAGGACUCCAUUUAGGACUUUCACUUUGACAGUGUUUGACAGACUAUUGUGUUCUGUAGGACACCGAAUUGAAAAAAAACAACAUGUAAUAUCAUGGAAAAUGUGCUGGUGAUAUGCAUUCUGUACGGAUCGAACACUGACCGCCUUUACACUGACUGACAGUACGGAAGAAAAAGAAUAUUUACAUGCAAUUAUUUACAAAAACAAGAGAAACACUUAGGCAAAAAGAAACCAAAUAGUCUGUCAACUCCAUGGUGUUUUUAACUGUAAAAAGAAUAUAUAAAUAUAUAUAUAAAUAUAUAUGGAUAUAAAUAUAUGGAAUUCAAAAAGUGACCAAGUACAAAGUUGAAGAACACAGGAAUGAUGUAACUUUUGUUUUCUUCUCCUUCUCCCUGUUUUUGUAUUAACUC